Messenger RNA from Humulus lupulus (European hop), 1780 nucleotides. RefSeq names its product splicing factor U2AF-associated protein 2. Gene Ontology annotation, molecular function: RNA binding. NCBI's taxonomy places the organism in Eukaryota, Viridiplantae, Streptophyta, Magnoliopsida, Rosales, Cannabaceae. The record is from RefSeq and is a predicted model, not a curated record. The coding region runs from base 117 to 1616 and encodes 499 amino acids. The transcript has 14 exons. Gene Ontology annotation, biological process: mRNA splicing, via spliceosome. Gene Ontology annotation, cellular component: U2 snRNP; U2-type spliceosomal complex.
UGUACCCAAACAGAUCCAAAAGAAGGUUCCAUAUUCAUACUCCAUAGUCCACAGACCAUUUUCUUCCAUUCGGAGAAGAAAGAAGAAGAAACUAAGACCGGUUGAAGCACCAAACGAUGUCGUCUCAGGACCACACCAACCAAAACCAACCGACUGGUGUGGAAAACAAUGUUGAUGGGAACUCUGAAUCCAGUACUGAAGUAGGAUGGUAUAUUCUCGGUGACAAUCAAGAGCAUGUUGGUCCCUAUGUGUCUUCUGAGUUGCUUGAGCAUUUCUUGAAUGGGUACCUCACCCCGAGUACACUCGUGUGGUCUGAAGGAAGGACUGAAUGGCAGCCAUUAUCCUCAAUCCCCGAGUUGAUGACAUGCAUAUCUCAACAAGGAGCUGAUGAUUCUAUGCCAUCUAAUGACGACGAGUUUGAGAAAUGGCAGAAGGAGAUUCGAGAGGCUGAGGCAGAAGCAGAGGCAGAAAAUGGCUCUACUGGUUUUGGUGGAGCCACGCUGGAUAAUGAUGACAGACCUUCAACCCCGCCAGAGGGUGAAGAAGAAUUCACUGAUGAUGAUGGGACCACCUAUAAAUGGGAUCGAGGUCUUAGGGUUUGGGUUCCUCAGGAGGACACAGAUGGCAGAGGUGGAGAUUAUAAGGUAGAAGACAUGACUUUCUUGAAAGAAGAGGAGGUCUUUUCGACCGUCAAUAUUUCUAAUGCUCCUGCAAGUGAAGAAGAUAAUGCAACUAAACAACCCGAUUUGUCUACAAAACAAGUUGAUGAUAGCAAUGAGGCAGUGGAAGGAAAAAAUGCUAAGAGAAAAUUGCCGGAUGAGGAAGCUGCUAAGAAGGAACCCAAUAAACCUCCCGAUAGCUGGUUUGAAUUAAAAGUAAAUACACAUGUGUAUGUGACUGGGUUGCCUGAGGAUGUGACAAUUGAUGAAGUGGUAGAAGUAUUCUCCAAGUGUGGGAUAAUAAAGGAGGAUUCAGAAACCAAAAAGCCCCGUAUAAAGCUGUAUGUUGACAAAGAAACUGGAAGAAAGAAGGGAGAUGCACUGGUUACAUAUCUCAAGGAACCUUCAGUUGCGCUGGCUUUGCAAAUUCUGGAUGGAGCACCUUUCCGUCCUGGUGACAAGAUUUCUAUGACAGUCACCCCAGCCAAGUUUGAGCAGAAAGGGAAUACAUUUAUUUCCAAGAAAGUUGACAACAAGAAGAAAAAGAAACUUAAGAAGGUGGAAGAUAAGAUGCUUGGAUGGGGUGGUCGUGAUGAUGCAAAGUUGUCUAUUCCAGCUACUGUUGUUCUUCGUUAUAUGUUCAUGCCUGCUGAAAUGAGGGCCGAUGAAAAUUUACGUUCAGAACUAGAGGCUGACAUACAGGAAGAAUGUUCAAAGCUUGGUCCACUGGACUCAGUUAAGGUGUGUGAGAAUCACCCCCAAGGUGUUGUUUUAGUAAGAUACAAGGACAGGAGGGAUGCUCAAAAGUGCAUAGCGCUGAUGAAUGGAAGAUGGUUUGGCGGUAGACAGAUACAUGCAAGUGAGGAUGAUGGGGAAGUUAACCAUGCUAACGUCCGGGAUCUGGACGCAGACGCCAAACGGCUGGAGCAAUUUGGUGCUGAACUUGAAGCUGAAUAAGUUGUUCGCCCGGAAUACUUAGUAGACACUACCCCAGUUUUUCCCUGUAAAAUUAAAAUAUUGUUAGAUGACUUGUUUUUUUUUAUUUGUAAAGAAAUUGUUGAGGGAUUCUGCAAGCUAGUUCCAAUCUUGGAAAUGAGAAUGAUAUCUUUUAAACUGGAAAA